AUUGAUGAACCCAUUUCGAAACCCUUUGGAGAGAGUUGAAGAUUUCUCUUAAACUCGAAAGUUCGAAAUCCUUUGGAGUUUUGCUAGCAAUGUCUGACGAUGCCUUGUUUAUCCCCAAAAGAGAACCUAUUAAGUCAUCAGUUGGGAAUGUUGCUGCAAAUCGCAGGCGGCAACACGCGGUUACAGUUGGGAAAGAAAGAAGAGAAUCACUGGUUCGCGCUAAGCGUCUAUGCAGAGUUGGUACAAGUGGUGAGGAUGAUACUCCCCAUGAUGAGGGGAUGAUAGUUGAUGAAGAGCAAUCGAAUUUGGACACUCAAACUUUUUCUGCAGUAGAAGAAUUAAAGUCUGCAGUUUCAUAUCAGGGGAAAGGUGCAUUGCAGAAGAGAGUGACUGCUCUUCGUGAUCUAAGGCGAUUAUUGUCGAAAUCUGUAUUCCCUCCUAUUGAAACUGCUCUUAGAGCUGGAGCAAUAUCCAUUCUUGUACAAUGUCUUUCGUUCGGAUCUCCAGAUGAACAGUUGCACGAAGCAGCUUGGUGCCUCACAAACAUAGCAGCAGGAAAGCCUGAAGAAACUAAAGCCUUGUUGCCUGCCCUACCCUUGCUUAUUGCUCAUCUUGGAGAAAAGAGCUCCUUGCCUGUUGCUGAGCAGUGCGCCUGGGCAUUGGGAAAUGUUGCUGGUGAAGGUGAGGAGCUGAGAAAAGUUUUGCUAUCUCAAGGAGCCUUACAACCUCUCGCAAGAAUGAUGCUUCCAAACAAAGGUUCAACCGUGAGAACAGCUGCUUGGGCAUUGUCAAAUCUAAUCAAGGGACCAGAUCCUAGAGCAGCAACAGAUCUCAUUAGAGUUGAGGGGGUAUUGGAUGCAAUUAUUCGGCACUUGAAAAAAGCGGAUGAUGAAUUGGCAACUGAGGUAGCAUGGGUUGUUGUGUAUCUCUCAGCCCUUUCAAAUGUUGCUACCGGUAUGUUAGUGAGGAGCGAUGUUCUUCAACUGCUAGUGGAAAGAUUGGCAACAGCAAGUAGUCUGCAAUUGCUUAUUCCGGUUCUACGAGGUUUAGGCAAUCUUGUUGCUGGUGAGCUACACACAACUUUUGCAGUUCUUAUUCCAGGACGAGAAAUCACAGAUAAAGUGGUAGAAGUUCUAGUAAAGUGUUUGAAGAGUGAACACCGAGUGUUGAAGAAGGAAGCGGCUUGGGUGCUAUCUAAUAUAGCGGCUGGUUCUAUAGAACACAAGCAACUAAUUUAUUCCAGUGAGGCAGUGACAUUACUAGCACGGCUUCUAACUACUGCACCAUUGGAUAUAAGAAAAGAAGUGGCAUAUGUACUGGGGAACCUGUGUGUUGCCCCAACAGGUGGUGAUGGAAAGCCAAAGCUGAUUGUGGAGCAUUUGGUCUCACUCGCUGGCGGAGGGUGCCUAUCUGGUUUUACAGAGUUGGUAAGGUCUGCUGAUACUGAGGCUGCUAAACUCGGACUGCAAUUCAUGGAACUGGUGUUGAGGGGAAUGCCAAAUGGAGAGGGUCCAAAGCUGGUUGAGCAAGAGGAUGGAAUUGAGGCCAUGGAAAGGUUUCAAUUCCAUGAAAAUGAAGACCUUAGAAACAUGGCAAAUGGCCUAGUUGAUCAGUAUUUUGGUGAGGACUAUGGUCUUGAUGAAUAAUAGAUUAGGCUUGGCUUAUAAUGUAAGCUUAUAUUAAUAUAAAAGUAGCUUUGAGUUUCACUCUGAGAAAUGUAAAUUAUGAUGUGCAUUUAACUGACUUUUGGGAUUAUUUAGUUGUUUUUACUAUAUUUAAAUGGUCUUUUGUUUUGUGCAA
Molecule: messenger RNA, 1800 nt
Organism: Humulus lupulus (European hop)
Lineage: Eukaryota; Viridiplantae; Streptophyta; Magnoliopsida; Rosales; Cannabaceae
Product: importin subunit alpha-9-like
Exons: 11
Coding region: 90-1646 (518 amino acids)
Biological process (GO): NLS-bearing protein import into nucleus
Cellular component (GO): nucleus; cytoplasm
Molecular function (GO): nuclear import signal receptor activity; protein binding
Source: RefSeq, a predicted model, not a curated record